ACCCAGCAUCGCAACCUCUCAACCUCUCUCUCCCACUCACGAUACCACGACUCGACGACCAUCCCCGACAAACGAAUUCCAUAUAAACCAGACCUCCCGGUUUCCCUCGAACUGCCACAUACGCAGACCCUCAAUCGAGCACGAAAUCUAAACCCUCAAAAAAAAGCACCGCCAAUCGCGCGCAAUGCGCACGUGCAACCCUCCAAAAUGACAUCGGAAUCAUCAUCACCAUCACCAUCACGACACCCGACCCUUCCCUCCUCGCCGUACCCCUAUGCCUCCGCCCCGGAUAUCAUCCGCGCCCACCAAAAGGACGCCUACUACAAGGGCCACCUCUCCAACACCUUGACUUCCCUCCACCGCCUCCUCCUCGGCGCCCGCUCCGCCCACGCCUCCACGUCCCUCCACACCCUCCUCGCCGACACCCUCUACCUCGGCCUCACAACCCUGCCCGGCAACCGCACCCUCGGCGAGGAGUACUGCGACCUCGUCCAGCUCCACGUCGGCUCCGAUCCGGAAUCCCACGACCCGGCCGGCGCCCUCCCGACCCUGCCCCGCCGCGCCGCCUACAUCGCUUCCUCCGUCCUCCUCCCCCACCUCCUUGCUCGCCUUCUCCCCUCCGUCCGCGCCCGCCUGCGCUCCUCCCUCGAACGAAUCGCGCUUUCCUCAUCAUCAACCUCCUCCUCUGCCGCCGCCGCAAAAAGCCCAGACUCCAGGCCGUCCGUCCGCGCCACCGUCGCCGCAUACCUCCUCGCCAACCUCCCCUCCAUCACCUCCGCCGCGCCCCUCCACGCCGCCACCCUCGCAGUCUUCUAUUUCACGGGCACUUACUACGAGCUCGCCAAGCGCCUCCUCGGCCUGCGCUACGUCUUCACCCGUCGCGUCCCGGACUCCCCUGACCGCGCCGGCUAUGAGGUCCUCGGCGUCCUUCUCGUCGCCCAGCUUGCCGUCCAGUCCUACCUGCACGUCCGCUCCACCAUCUCCGACCUCUCCACCACCCGCGCCUUCAAUGCCGACGCCCGCGAGCGCGCCGCAGGACCCCAUGCCGUCAACGUGUCCCUCGACGCGAACGCCUACGCCGCCAACACUGCCGUUCUACUGUCCGACGCGGCCGCGACGACGACGACGACAGCCCCCGGCGCCAAGCUUGACGUCGCCGUCGUGACACACACCCCCGCCGUUCCCGAGGCCACCGGCGCGCGGUUCGACCUCUCCGACGACGCCGUCAUGGCCUACAUCGCCGGCGCCGCACAGCGCAAGUGCACGCUGUGCCUAGAGGAGCUCAAGGACCCGUCGGCGACGCAGUGCGGCCAUGUCUUUUGCUGGGCCUGCAUCGGCGACUGGGUGCGUGAGAAGCCCGAGUGCCCGCUCUGCAGGAGGGAGGCAAUGGCGCAGCAUAUCCUGCCGCUGCGGGUUGCGUGACGU
Molecule: messenger RNA, 1425 nt
Organism: Colletotrichum destructivum
Lineage: Eukaryota; Fungi; Ascomycota; Sordariomycetes; Glomerellales; Glomerellaceae
Product: Putative Zinc finger, RING-type, peroxisome biogenesis factor 2/10
Exons: 1
Coding region: 208-1422 (404 amino acids)
Biological process (GO): protein import into peroxisome matrix
Cellular component (GO): peroxisomal membrane
Molecular function (GO): zinc ion binding
Source: RefSeq, a predicted model, not a curated record